Molecule: messenger RNA, 1551 nt
Organism: Ophidiomyces ophidiicola
Lineage: Eukaryota; Fungi; Ascomycota; Eurotiomycetes; Onygenales; Onygenaceae
Gene: RET2
Product: coatomer subunit delta
Exons: 4
Coding region: 1-1551 (516 amino acids)
Biological process (GO): retrograde vesicle-mediated transport, Golgi to endoplasmic reticulum; Golgi localization; endoplasmic reticulum to Golgi vesicle-mediated transport
Cellular component (GO): COPI vesicle coat; cytosol
Source: RefSeq, a predicted model, not a curated record
AUGGUCGUCCUGGCAGCCUCGAUAUGUACCCGCGGCGGGAAAGCCGUGCUUUCACGGCAAUUUCGCGAAAUUCCAAGGUCCCGGAUUGAAGCCUUACUGGCGUCGUUCCCCAAACUUGCUGAUUCCGGGACCCAGCAUACUACCGUCGAGCAAGAUAAUGUCAGAUUCGUGUACCAACCCUUGGACGAACUCUACAUUGUUUUGAUAACGAACAAGCAAUCAAACAUCCUCCAGGAUAUUGACAGCCUACAUUUGUUCGCUCAAGUGGUUACCAAUAUCUGCAAGAGUCUUGACGAACUUGAGAUUUUGCGCAAUGCCUUUGAACUCCUUUCCGCCUUCGACGAAAUCGUUACACUGGGAUACCGUGAGAACCUUACCUUGUCCCAAAUUAAAACAUUCCUCGAAAUGGAAAGCCAUGACGAGCGCAUAUCUGAGAUUAUAGAGAGAAAUAAAGAGCUCGAGGCGAGCGAAGAGCGAAAGAGAAAAGCAAAACAGCUCGAGAUGCAACGCAGGGAGGCCGCACGUUGGAGUAAAGGAGCAGCAGUGCGACCCCCUUCAUACCCAGUCUACAACCAACCUGCACGACCCUCAAUCCCAGACACCAUUGACAGCUACGAAGCAGAGAAAAAGAAAACAUUUGCCAAGCCUCUUCCCUCCAGGAGCAAAGGAAUGCAACUUGGUAAAAAGUCUAAGACCACUGAUAUCUACGAAAAAGUCCGCGGUGAUUUGGGCCCUGAAGCAGAAGCGACGCCCCUUAUUUCAGCUACACCUACGUCUGCUGCUGCUUUGGAUGCUCCUCCAUCUAGACUAUCUCUUUCUGCCGAUCGCGAGCCAGUACAUAUUACCGUGGCUGAAACUGUAUCUGCAAAAUUAUCUCGAGAUGGUGCCAUGAAAUCUUUCGAAGUAAAAGGAGACUUGCAGCUACGAAUUUCUGACCCAUCAUUCACCAAGUUGAAACUCGAUCUCAAAGCCAACCCAAGCCACGGGGCACAGUUCCGCACUCAUCCUAAUGUGGACAAAGCCCUCUUUGCUAGCACAAAAUCUAUCCAGCUUAAAGAUACAUCAAAACGUUUUCCAGCGAACAACUCUAUUGGCGUUUUACGAUGGCGUGUCGCCAGUAAUGAUGAUACUGAUUUACUACCUAUUACUUUCACUGUUUGGAUCAACAAAGGGUCGGAUUCUACAACGAUGACAAUUGAAUACGAACUUACAGGAUCUGAGAGCCUACGAGACGUUGUCGUCACAAUUCCAUUUCAAACAGCCGAGCCCAAUAUCUCUAGUUUUGAUGCAGUAUACGAGGUGUCUGGGGAUAGUAUAGACUGGAAUAUUGGAAAUAUAGACGAGUCGAACAACUCCGGCAGUUUCGAAUUCGAGUCUACCAACCCCGGUGGCGAUGAGAAUGAAUUCUUCCCAAUGAGUGUUCGCUUCAGCAAAGAUGCGCCUUUCGUGGAUGUUGAUGUCCUUAAUGUUUCUUUGAUGGAAAUGGAGGGUGAGGGAGUUAAUUUUUCUAAAGACAUAAAAUGUAUCGCAGAAGGCUAUAUCAUUGAGUAA